CCGUCUAAAUUCAUAUUUAAAUAAAAUACAACAUUACAAACAUAAUGACAAAUACUCACAAUUAAACAUAAUAUUUAAUGGCAACGUCAUAAUAUUUAAUAUUUAUAUAUGGUUGAAUUCAACAAGUAAUAUCAUUUAAAUAUCCAAUUUGAAUAAGAAAGUUAUUUCCUCUCCACGAGACUUCCUCUCUAUUGGUGUGGGGGUGUGCAACAGUUCGGUUCAAAUAAACUCAUAAGAACCGCGAUCCAUUAGUGAAAGACAUCUUAGGAUGAAAAACCAAACAAAUAUUGCAUUCGGUCCAAUUCGAUUAGGUUCAAAUAUAAGUUCAGUCCACCAUUUAUUCAGCAAUCAUAAAAUCAAUGAGAAACAAAAACCAAACCACAGUAUACUCGAUCUGGUACAAUCCAAUUUAAUCCGGUACGGACCGGACCAUUCCACCACCCCCUACUAUUAUUGGUCCAACCAACAUCCAAUCCGAUUCUCCACUUUUUGUUCACCAUUAGACUCCCAUGCAAAUUCCUAAUAUUAAAAGAUAAUUUUUAAAAAAAACUAACCAAUACCCAAAAUUCCCUUUCCCCUCGACAUAACAUUAACAACACCGUAGAGAGAAGAAGAAAACAGGACAAAAGAAAUCCCUACGUCUUCCUCCCGAUCAAAAAAUACAUCCAAUCACAAAACAAAACAAUGGCGCGCCGAUCCCUCCCCGAUCUCCUGAAACGCCUCUCCCCCGCCACGGCAGCGCCGUCACCGCGCUCCCGCUCCAUCACGUACAUGCCGCGUCCCGGCGAUGGGACCCCACGCGCCGUAACCCUCAUCCCCGGCGACGGGAUGGGCCCCUUGGUGACGGGCGCGGUGGAGCAGGUGAUGGAGGCGAUGCACGCGCCGGUCUACUUCGAGCGGUACGAGGUGCGCGGCGACAUGAAGGCUUUCCCCUCGGAGGUGAUCGAGUCGAUCCGGCGGAACAAAGUCUGCCUCAAAGGCGGGCUGAUCACCCCCGUCGGCGGCGGGGUGAGUUCUCUGAACGUGCAGCUGAGGAAGGAGCUGGACCUCUACGCUUCGCUGGUGAACUGCCGGAACAUGCCCGGGCUGCCGAUUCGGCACGAGAAGGUGGACAUCGUGGUGGUGAGGGAGAACACGGAGGGGGAGUACGCCGGGCUCGAGCACGAGGUGGUUCCCGGCGUUGUUCAGAGUCUUAAGGUGAUAACGAAGCACUGUUCCGAGCGGAUUGCAGAGUAUGCUUUCGAGUACGCCUACCUGAACAACAGGAAGAAGGUGACGGCGGUGCACAAGGCCAACAUCAUGAAGCUCGCCGACGGCCUCUUCCUCGAAUCCUGUCGAGAAGUCGCCGAACGGUACCCUGCCAUCGCCUACAACGAGAUCAUCGUCGACAACUGCUGCAUGCAGCUCGUCUCCCGGCCCGAGCAGUUCGACGUCAUGGUUACCCCCAACCUCUACGGCAACCUCGUGGCUAACACGGCCGCGGGCAUUGCCGGAGGCACAGGCUUCAUGCCUGGAGGGAACGUGGGAGCGGACCACGCUGUGUUCGAGCAAGGCACGUCGGCUGGAAACGUGGGGAAGAAUGAAAAUAUCAUAACCGAGAAGAAGGCCAACCCAAUGGCUCUCCUGCUUUCAUCGGCCAUGAUGCUCAGGCAUCUCCAGUUCCCAUCGUUCGCUGACAGGCUGGAGACCGCCGUCGGGAGGGUCAUUGCGGAUGGAAAGUGUCGGACCAAGGACAUCGGCGGGGACAGCACCACACAGGAAGUCGUCGACGCCGUCAUUGCCAACAUCGACUGAAAUUUUGAUUCAAUGUAUGAAACAAUAAAAAAACAGAGUACUCUGCCCCUCCCAAAGUUCUUGUUUAUUUUCCCCCUUUUUUUUGAAUAAACUAAUGCAUAGAGA
Molecule: messenger RNA, 1899 nt
Organism: Linum trigynum
Lineage: Eukaryota; Viridiplantae; Streptophyta; Magnoliopsida; Malpighiales; Linaceae
Source: the annotation of a GenBank genome assembly